GAGAAGUCAAAUGUUUGACUCAGCCUAUCAGCCAACAGAGGCUGUUCUCAGAGUGGAAACAGGUGGCCAUGUUGGGGUAGGGACAGCACCUUUUGGGCAGGUGUUGUGUCACCUGUGGCUCCAUCAGGAAGCAACUAGAGCUCACCGACAGAGGGACAAUGGAGCCGACAGCAGGAGACACCGGGGAGUAGUUGGACUCUUCCUCAUCUAUUUUUCUGCCUCCUGUGUGUCGGCCUGCGUCUGCGGUCUGAGGGGAAGCGCUUCCUGAUAACAGGAGGCACGUCUUCCUUUCGCUCCAUUCCACUGAUUGACUGCGCACGGCUCCAGCGCCUGAGCUGGCGGCGUUGACGCAUUGUGGAGCCGACAGGGGGGUGAGCGGCAGCGCAGCCCCGGCUUCGCCACACAUCCACUGACAGAGCGCCAUGGCCGUGGUGCAGCUCGAAUCGGGGGACCAUCAUCCGGAGAACGGCUUCGUGUCUCCGGACGCCGUGUGGCCGGGGAAGCUGACGCGCGUCGACGACGCGGUUCUGCCGGUUCUCGGGGGAUUCGGGAGAUACCAGAAACAGCUGAUCGCGCUGACAUGGAUCCCGGCGCUGUUCAUCGGGUUCAGCCAGUACUCGGACGUGUUUCUACUCGCCCAGCCGAACAGCACAUGCGUCCAGCCGGCGGCCAAUUGGACUAACCAGAGAGCGGGUUCCUCCGCGCAGGCGGAUGGCAGCAAAAACACCCGAGCUCCGCUAGAUUAUGUUUCCAGGGGCAGAAAUACCAGCGUCCACAACAGCAGCAGCAGCAGCAGCAGCAGCAGCACGAACGUCAACUGCCUCUGCAGCGAGUGGACCUUCGAGUCCCACACAGGACUCGUGGAGAACGUGGUCACCAGGUGGAGUCUGGUGUGUGAUUCUGCAUCAGAAGUUCACAUUGCAAAGUUCUCUCUUCUGGUGGGGUCGAUCUUUGGAUACCUCGUGUUUGGAAUUCUUGCAGAUUGGUUUGGUCGGUAUCCAGUGUUGAUCCUAUCGGUGAUGUUUAUGCUGGUGUUUGGUUUAUCCGUGGCUUUCUCUGUCAACGUCCCCAUGUUCAGCACUUUGCGAUUCUUCGAGGGCUUCUGCCUUGCAGGGAUCAUCCUUUCUCUCUACGUCCUCAGGAUUGAGCUGUGCACGCCAAAAUGGCGAUUUUCCAUGACCAUGAUCGCCAGUUUUGUGGUCUUGGGCGGCCAACUUCUCAUGCCCUUUGUGGUGUACCUCUGUCGAGACUGGCAGGUACUUCAAGCUGUCAUCAUCUGUCCCCUGCUGCUUAUGCUGUCCUACAUUUGGAUCUUCCCUGAGUCACUGCGCUGGCUGCUCGCCACUCAGCAGUACCACCGCUCCAAACGAAUCAUAGAGGACAUCGUGCAGAAAAACAGCUCGGACAUGAAGCUCGAUAGCGGAAACAUUUUCACAGAGCUACAGCAGGAUAUGCAAAAGAAACCCAAGAAGACGUGCAUCGUGAAGAUGGUCGGGACCAGAAACCUGUGGAAGAACAUUGUUGUUCUGUGCGUCAACUCGCUAACCGGUUACGGGAUCCACCACUGCUUCGCUCGCAGCUUGAUGGAUCAGGAAGUCCAGGAACCCAUGCUCCAAAACUUCUAUGCAGACUACUACACCACGGCGGGCAUUGCGGUGGCGUCGUGCAUUGCCUUGUGCCCGGCUGUGGGCCUGAUGGGCCGGCGCGGAGGCCUUCUUAUGUUCAUGAUAAUCACUGCUCUGGCAUCGCUGCUGCAGCUGGGGCUGCUUAACUUGUUGGGGAAGUACAGCACGCACCUGAACAUUGCUGAAAACUCCGACACCCUGAAUAAAAACUUCUCCAUCGCCUUCUCCAUCAUCGGCAUGUUCUCCUCCCACGCAGUCAGCAACCUGAGCAUUUUCUUCUGCGCCGAGAUCACGCCCACCGUCAUCAGGGGGGGUGGUGUGGGCCUGGUCCUGGCCAGCGCCGGCUUCGGCAUGCUCACCGCCCCCAUCAUGGAGCUGCACAAUCAGAAGGGCUACUUCCUUCACCACAUCAUCUUCGCCUGCUGCACCCUCAUCUGCAUCAUCUGCAUCCUCCUGCUGCCCGAGCCGCGCUCCAAGCCCCUCCCCGAGACCCUGCCGGACGGCGAGAGCUACACCCGGGAGCCCCUCCUCCAGUCGCUGAGGCACCGGGAGAACAGCCACCUGCUGCCCCAGUCGCAGAGCGGCAAAGACUACAGUCGAGUGUGCGACACCCCGCUCCACGAGGUGGGCACGGCCGUGGUGUCGACCAUGGAGUCCACCGCCUCGUCCGCCAUCGAGCUGACCGCUCAGAUGCACGGCGGCGUGGCCGUCACCAUGGUAACCGAGGUGCAAGCCAGCAAAUCUGAGCCGAAAGACCCCAACGGUCACUCCGUAUCUUCUUCAUCGCCGACCUCUGCGGCGGAGCUGGAGAAGGACGCUGUCAUCUGUGCCAGCAAAGAGCGCCUGCUGUCUUCCAGUCCGGCACACAAAGCGCCGUGCGCCACAGACCCGCUUUUGUCCGACGAAGAACCGUUUGCAAUCGUCUUGAAUUCUAUUGAGCCAAAGGUAGAAUACAUCCCACGGAAUCUGAAGUCUCCAACAGCUAAAGAUGACUCAGCUCCUGCAGCUUCAACGGAUCCUCAUGUUGCCCCGGAAACGGUAUCACCAGUCGAUGAUGCCCCCCCUCCACUAAAGCCCCCCAGUGAUUUGAACAUUCCCCUUCAGUCAGAAGCUCCUGCUGGAGACUCUCAGUUAGAUCUUUCUUCUCCCCGUCCUCCAUCUCCUCAAAGUUUGUCCCCUGUUCCUUCUCCCCGUGUGGACUCGGGUCACGACGAGCCCUCAGCGGACUCGGCCCCUCCCCCAAAAACGCAAACUAUGUCUCCUUCCAUUCUCCCCGUCACAGACAUUGUUCACCCUCCAGAUCCAACCUCACUGACUCCCACAGACUGCCAGCCCGACCCGGUACCGCAAUCGGUCGCGGGUCCGGACUCCUCAUGGCCGGCCCCGCCCUCUCUCGUAGAGUGCACGGUGUCCUCCCCCAUAGAUUCCGGCGUCCCCUUGGCCAAAGACGGGGGAGGUGCCGCGACAGAAAGCGACUCCGCCGACGACACGAUACCUUUGUGAGCCGGGUGCCGCGGCGCCGAAUUUAAGCUUUAAGUGUUGAUACCACAGCGGCGGGGGAGGGGCGGUGGACGGUCCCGACUCACAGAUUUGCAGCCCCACCCCCCGCUCCCCUCUAUGUGCAUUUAGCCAACUGCAGGAGCGAAGGCGUCGCCACGCGCUGGCUCGUGAGCGGAGCCGCUGCGCGCCAGGGACGUCACGGGAAAUCACCAGCGCAGAAAAUACUUGGAUGUAAACAAACGUACGGAAGCCGAGAAACGACCUGGCCUACUUUUUUAUCGUUAUCUUUCUCGUUAUUUUUUAUCCUUAGUUCUUAAACAUAGUUCUUUUCUUGUAAUAAAUAGUUAUUAUCUUGUUUUCUCAAGAAAACAAACAAGAUAUUAUCUCGUAUUAUCGAGUUAUAACCAGAUAUUAUCUUGUUUUUUCUAGAAAAUAAAGUUAAAUUUCUUGUUAUAACGAGCUAUAAUCUUGUUCUAAUGAGAAGACGAAGUUUGUUUUCUCGUUACGACUAGUUAUGAUCUUGUUUUCUCAAGAAAACAAAGUUCAUUUUCUCGUUGUAACGAGAUAUUUUCUUGUUUUCUCGAGAAAACAAAUCAGAUAUUAUCUCGUAUUAUCGAGUUAUAACGAGAUAUUAUCUUGUUUUUUUCUAGAAAAUGAAGUUAAAUUUCUUGUUCUAACGAGCUAUAAUCUCGUUAAAAUGAGAAAGCGAAGUUUGUUUUCUGGUUACGACUAGUUAUUUUCUUGUUUUCUCAAGAAAACAAAGUUCGUUUUCUCAUUGUAACGAGAUAUUUUCUUUUAUUUUGAGAAAGCAAACUUUGUUGUCUCUUAAUGAGUUAUCUUGUUUCUCAAAAAAUAAACUUCAUUUUCUCAUGAAAAUGGGAUAUUAUCUCGUUAUAACACCAGGAAGUUCAUUUUUUUCUUUAAAUUGAGUCAUUAUCUUGUUUUCUUGAGAAAACAAAGUUCGUUUUCUUGUUAUAACGAGCUAUUUUCUCGUUUUUUUAAGAAAACUUGUUUUUUUGUUAUGAGUAAACAAACGUAGUUUUCCCGUUUUAACGAGCUAUUUUCUCGUUAUAACGAGUUUUUUUCCUUUUUUCAAGAAAACUUCUCGUUAUAAUGAAAAGCGCAGUUCGGUUUCCCGUUAUGAGUUGUCAUCUCGUUUUCUCACUUUUUUUUUUCUCGUUAUAACGAAAUAUCUCGUUUUAACGAGAAAAAGAUUUUCAAAAAAGUAGGGCAGGCCGCUAUUAUCUUGUUUUCUCGAGUUUGUUUUCUUGAGAAAACGAUCUUGAUUUUUCUCGUUUUAACGAGAUAGCGAUUAAAAAAAAUGUGAGGCGGGCUGUUUUCGGCUUCCAUACAAAGGUGGGAAAUCCGUGUCAUUUUUGAAGAUGGCGCCCAUCGUUACAGAGUCGAGCUCUGUCAUCAGCUCUAGUAAAGACAUGCAAA
This is a messenger RNA of Oryzias melastigma (Indian medaka), 4565 nucleotides long. Its product is annotated as solute carrier family 22 member 23. The transcript is spliced from 10 exons. NCBI's taxonomy places the organism in Eukaryota, Metazoa, Chordata, Actinopteri, Beloniformes, Adrianichthyidae. Gene Ontology annotation, biological process: transmembrane transport. The record is from RefSeq and is a predicted model, not a curated record. The coding region runs from base 423 to 3128 and encodes 901 amino acids. Gene Ontology annotation, cellular component: membrane. Gene Ontology annotation, molecular function: transmembrane transporter activity.